This is a messenger RNA of Spirometra erinaceieuropaei, 816 nucleotides long. The record is from the annotation of a GenBank genome assembly. NCBI's taxonomy places the organism in Eukaryota, Metazoa, Platyhelminthes, Cestoda, Diphyllobothriidea, Diphyllobothriidae.
AUGGCCUCAGACACGGUCACUCACGGUCGACACAACCAAACAGGAAACAACAAGCUCUCUCUUUCCUCUCGUUCUCCCCUCCGCCCCAAUCGUCAGACUAAUAGCGUGAGUCCGCACACUCUGGCAGCCUGGAAUAUUCGUUCCCUGUCAGACAAUCCGAGGAGCAACCGACCGGAACGGAGGACAGCGCUAGUGGCUCGGGAACUGGCGCGCUACAACGUGGAGAUCGUCGCACCCAGCGAGACCCGAUUCUCUGAAGAAGGCCAACUGGAGGAGGCGGGUGCCGGUUACACCUUUUUCUGGAGCGGUCUCCCCAGGGCAGAGAGACGAGAGGCGGGUGUCGACUUCGCCAUCCGGAACGACAUCGUGGAACGACCGCCCUGUUUGCCGCAGGGCAUCAACGAUCGCCUGAUGAGCCCUCAUCUGUCUCUCCGGGGUGGGGGCAAAUUCGCCACCAUCAUCAGCGCCUAUGCUCCGCCGAUGAGCAGCCCCGACGCCGCCGCAAGAGACAAAUUCUACGAGGACCUGCACGCCCUCUUGGCGACUGUGUCGAAGGCGGACAAGUUGAUUGUCCUUGGCGACUUCAACGCUCGCGUCGGCACAGACCACACUGCCUGGAGAGGAGUGCUGGGUCCCCACGGUCUCCGCGGCUCAAACGACAAUGGUCUGCUGCUGCUCCACACCUGCGCAGAACACCGCCUCAUCCUGACGAACACGUUCUUCUGUCUGCCGGAGCGAGAGAAGGCCACCUGGAGGCAUCCUCGGUCGCGUCAGUGGCACCUGCUGGACUAUGUCCUCGUCCGGAGGCGAGAUUAG